Messenger RNA from Monodelphis domestica (gray short-tailed opossum), 4212 nucleotides. Lineage: Eukaryota; Metazoa; Chordata; Mammalia; Didelphimorphia; Didelphidae. The record is from RefSeq and is a predicted model, not a curated record.
AGCUCCACCCUCCUUCUGAUCGACAAGAGAAUCGCCCAAUAAAAGGAGAGGGUGUCGGCUCUAUAUUACCACGGAGCAAUGGGAGAGCAAGACAGCCUGCUCGGAGGCGGGACCUUACGAGGCUGGGCCGAGGAGUCCGCCUGGGUGAGCGGCAGCAGCCAAACCCGGGGAGCGACGGAAGGGCCCAGGUUGUGGGCCCUGGCAGCUGAACUGAGAGUGUAUGUGUAUGAAUAACCAGGGAGCCCCUUUUGCAUUGGAGGAAGGUGGGUUCAUUAAUGAAAAUGCCGCCUCCAUCUGACAUUGUCAAAGUGGCAAUUGAGUGGCCAGGUGCUAAUGCCCAGCUGCUGGAAAUCGACCAGAAACGGCCCCUUGCGUCCAUUAUCAAGGAGGUUUGUGAUGGGUGGUCACUACCAAACCCUGAAUACUACACUCUUCGUUAUGCAGAUGGCCCCCAGCUAUAUAUCACUGAACAGACCCGCAGUGACAUAAAAAAUGGGACUAUCUUGCAGCUGGCCAUCUCACCGUCCCGGGCAGCCCGCCAACUUAUGGAGAGGACACAGUCAUCUAACAUGGAGACUCGGCUGGACGCCAUGAAGGAACUAGCGAAACUUUCUGCUGAUGUGACCUUUGCCACUGAAUUCAUCAACAUGGAGGGAAUCAUGGUGUUAACGAGACUGGUGGAGAGUGGUACCAAGCUUUUGUCCCAUUACAGUGAGAUGCUGGCAUUUACCCUGACUGCCUUCCUGGAACUCAUGGACCAUGGUAUUGUCUCCUGGGACAUGGUUUCGAUCACCUUCAUUAAGCAGAUUGCUGGGUAUGUGAGCCAGCCCAUGGUGGAUGUGUCCAUCCUGCAACGGUCCCUGGCUAUCCUGGAGAGCAUGGUCCUGAACAGCCAAAGCCUGUACCAGAAGAUAGCUGAGGAGAUCACCGUGGGCCAGCUCAUCUCUCACCUCCAGGUCUCUAAUCAGGAGAUCCAGACUUAUGCCAUCGCACUGAUUAAUGCACUUUUCCUGAAGGCACCUGAGGACAAGAGACAGGACAAGCUCCUUAAUCCUCUAGACCUGCCUGUUACUGAUAUGGCCAAUGCAUUUGCACAGAAGCACCUUCGGAAUAUAAUCUUGAAUCAUGUAAUUCGAGGUAAUCGACCAAUCAAAACUGAGAUGGCUCAUCAGCUCUAUGUACUUCAAGUUCUGACCUUUAACCUUUUGGAAGAGAGGAUGAUGACCAAGAUGGACCCUAAUGAUCAGGCACAAAGAGACAUCAUAUUUGAAUUAAGGCGAAUUGCAUUUGAUGCAGAGUCUGACCCUAUGAGCGUCACUGGGAGCGGGACAGAGAAACGAAAAGCCAUGUACACCAAGGACUACAAGAUGCUGGGAUUCACUAACCAUAUCAACCCAGCAAUGGACUUCACCCAGACUCCUCCAGGGAUGCUAGCUCUGGAUAACAUGCUCUACUUGGCUAAAGUCCAUCAGGAUACCUAUAUCCGGAUUGUCUUGGAGAAUAGCAGUCGGGAAGAUAAGCAUGAAUGUCCCUUUGGUCGAAGUGCCAUUGAGCUCACCAAAAUGCUGUGUGAAAUCCUGCAGGUCGGGGAACUGCCAAAUGAAGGACGGAAUGACUACCACCCAAUGUUCUUCACUCAUGACCGAGCAUUUGAGGAGCUCUUUGGAAUCUGCAUUCAGCUGCUGAACAAGACUUGGAAGGAGAUGAGGGCAACAGCGGAAGAUUUCAACAAGGUUAUGCAAGUGGUACGGGAGCAGAUCACCCGGGCUUUGCCCUCAAAGCCUAACUCUUUAGAUCAGUUCAAGAGCAAACUUCGGAGCCUGAGUUACUCUGAGAUUCUGAGAUUGCGCCAGUCUGAGAGGAUGAGUCAGGAUGAUUUCCAGUCCCCACCGAUUGUGGAGUUAAGGGAGAAGAUCCAGCCAGAGAUCCUGGAGCUAAUUAAGCAGCAGAGGCUGAAUCGGCUCUGUGAAGGGAGCAGUUUCCGGAAAAUUGGUAACCGUAGGCGGCAAGAGCGGUUCUGGUAUUGUCGCCUGGCCCUGAACCAUAAGGUUCUGCAUUAUGGAGAUCUGGAUGACAACCCUCAGGGGGAGGUGACCUUUGAAUCUCUGCAAGAGAAAAUUCCUGUUGCAGAUAUCAAGGCCAUUGUCACUGGAAAGGAUUGUCCUCAUAUGAAAGAAAAAAGUGCUCUCAAGCAGAACAAGGAAGUAUUGGAAUUGGCCUUCUCCAUCCUGUAUGAUCCCGAUGAGACCUUAAACUUCAUCGCUCCUAAUAAGUAUGAGUACUGUAUCUGGAUUGAUGGCCUCAGCGCCCUCCUUGGCAAAGACAUGUCCAGUGAGCUGACCAAAAGUGACCUGGACACCCUGCUGAGCAUGGAGAUGAAGCUUCGGCUGCUCGACCUGGAGAACAUCCAGAUCCCUGAGGCCCCUCCCCCUGUCCCCAAGGAGCCCAGCAGCUAUGACUUUGUCUACCACUAUGGCUGAGUCUCUGCCCCAGGAGUGGGGAUUGGGCCCAGGAGGAAGGUGCUUAGAUGCUGGGGCCUUGUCCUUUGCUUGUAUAGAAUUCAUGCUGACUGUGGUGGCCAGGUGAAUGCCACUCAUUCCUCAACUCCAUGUCUUAGACUGAAAAGCUUCCUGUUGAUGCCAGUCAGCUAAAAGAGGGAAGUGGGGUCUUGUGCCCUCCCUUCUUUCCACUGUGGAUCAGACUCGGGGGCCUGGAAAGGGAACACCGUGCAAAGGUUGUAACACCGGGGAACAGAUAGCAUCUCUUCUGUUCUCCAGGUGGGGCAACCCUGAGCAGGCUGGCACAGACAAUACAUACAGUUGUCCUGAGGUGGCAGCACUUAGGUGGCUGGCCCCUGUACGAUAUGGAGGUGGCCCCACAGAGCUCUCCUGUGUUGGGGGGGCGAGUGGGAGCAGAGGCCCACUGCAGAGAGAACCAUAAGAAAGACAGCCCAAAGGUGGCAGCCCAGCUGCAUUGUAUAUAUAGAGGAAAGCGCCAAAUCCCAUCUCCUCUGCUGUUGAGGACUUCUUUUGUGCCCAACUCUCCAUACGGGUCCAAGUUAUUGCUGCUGUUCUUGUGGAAGUGCAACUCUAAUGUUUCUCUAGAUUCUGAAACUGCCACAGCUCUCCUACCCAGGAACUGGCAGGACAGCUAGAGGUUUCAAAUGGCUCUCUGUCGGGGUUCCUCACAGUUGAAAAGCCUUCUCUGUCAGAAGUAGCUUUGCCUCUUAGAAGCUAGAGACAUUGGAACAAACUAUGGUACUCUUGUUUUUUGGCUAUGGGUGAUGUUGCUUUAUUUCAUAGAAUCUAAGGGCCAGAAAGGACCUUAGAAUAUAGAAUGUUGGAGAGGGAAGGGACCUCAGAGGCAUGUUUAGGCAACUCCUACCUGAAGCAUGAAUUCCUUCUUUAGAGCAUCCCUAAUGGGUAGUCAUCUAGCUUCUGCUUGCUGACUUUCAGUAGUGGGGAGCUCACUACCUCUAGAGACAGCCCCUUCCAUUUGGGAUGGCUCUUAUUGUUAAGAAGUUCUUCCUCAUUUUGGGCCUUAUUCUAUCUCUAUGUAACUUUCACCCACUGGCUCUACUUUUACCCGCUGGGGCCAAGCAGAAUAAGUCUUAUCUACAGGGCAACCCUGCAGAUAUUUGAAGGCAGCCUAAACUUAAUUUUCCUCAUUCCUUCAGCAAAAACCAAUCUUGAUAACCUGAAUGAAAGACUAGACUUUUUUGGCCCCAAGAAUUAUUUUUAGUUUCCUUUUGGUCUCCAGACCCCAGGAAGUCUGCCUAGCACUCCCCACAUGUGGCUUUUACCUCCUGCCUUGUUUUCAGGGAGCUGGCCCAAGCUAAAGCUGUGCAAAUGGGACUUUCCUAGCUUACCACAUAAUGUCCCUAGGCAUCACCACUUGAACACAGCUGCAUUUGGUUAUGGUAGUUUCAUGUGGUAGGUACUGGUCCAAUGAAGAUUGUACUAUAUAUUUUCUCUACUAUAGGCCAUACUUAUACAGACAUGUGUAUAUAUCUAUAUAUAUCUAUAUAAAUAUUUAUAUUUAUAUAAGAUCCACCUAUUCUAGGAUGGAAUGUUUUGUGAAAAAAUGAAAUUGAGAAGAGAAGAAAAACCAAGACAAGCUCUGAGCCGAGAUUGUAAUGUAAGAGAACUCAGGAGGGCAGGCGAGGAACGUCCUGUCAGAAACUGUGUUUUCAAUAAAUACUCUCAUGUAUGG